Molecule: messenger RNA, 4076 nt
Organism: Corythoichthys intestinalis (scribbled pipefish)
Lineage: Eukaryota; Metazoa; Chordata; Actinopteri; Syngnathiformes; Syngnathidae
Product: serotonin N-acetyltransferase-like
Exons: 4
Coding region: 124-795 (223 amino acids)
Biological process (GO): response to light stimulus; circadian rhythm
Cellular component (GO): cytoplasm
Molecular function (GO): aralkylamine N-acetyltransferase activity
Source: RefSeq, a predicted model, not a curated record
ACAGUGUGCGCUGGUAGCGUGCGAGGCAGACAGACAAGGAGAACUGCGCCAUCGAAGAUCCAAAACAAUCCUCAAAAGGAAAGUGGGGUGUUUGUGGGGGGCCAACGGGUGUUCAAGUGUGUGAUGUCCUUGGCGGUCACUCAGCCCUCCGUCGAACCAAUGCAGUCCUCUGUGUCGCCCGGCGUUCAGAGGAGACACACGCUUCCCGCCAGUGAAGUACGACCUCUCAACACGCAAGAUGCCAUCAGUGUGUUUGAGAUCGAGCGAGAAGCGUUCAUCUCCGUGUCAGGCGAAUGUCCACUCCACCUGGACGAGGUGCGUCACUUCCUCACUUUAUGUCCAGAAUUUUCCAUGGGCUGGUUCGAAGAGGGCCGGUUGGUGGCCUUCAUCAUCGCGUCACUGUGGGAUCGGGACCGUCUCACCACUGAGGCUCUAACCCUCCACAAGCCACGAGGCGCCACUGCUCACAUCCACGUUCUGGCUGUCCAUCGCACCUUCAGGCAGCAGGGCAAAGGUCCCAUCCUGAUGUGGCGCUACCUGCAGUACCUACGCUGCCUGCCCAAUGUGCGGCGGGCCGCUCUCAUGUGUGAGGACUUCCUGGUCCCCUUUUACCGCAAGAUGGGCUUCAAGGCACUGGGCCGCUGCGCCAUCACGGUGGGCACCUUGACCUUCACGGAGAUGUGGUACCCCAUCAGCGGCCACGCCUACAUGAGGCGGAACAGCGAGGCCAUCCGCUUCCCUAAUACUCCCUUGACUCUGCCAGUUGCUCACACCGACCAACACAUGGACGUAUGAUGUCAUUGUUUAGUAGCCAGUAGGGCUGGGCGAUAUGGCCUGAAAAAUGAAAUCUGAUGUUUUCACCAGUGAUGUUUUCGUCAAAGAUGACUAUAACGAAAGUAUUUCGUCGACGAACAAUUUUUUUCAUGACGAUAACAAGACGAUAACGAGCUAAAAACAUGUCUUGGGAGACAAAAACAUAAUGACACGAAUGCCAGUUUCCGUCUGACGACACGAGAAUGAGACGAAAAUGCGCCAUAGUUUCCGUCACAUGUUCACAAUAUGUGAUAUUAUUUGUUUAGUUAGCUGCAUGGUAGCAGUGUCUGGUUGUGUCACUCAUGUGACGUGCUGCGCCCCCACCCCAACUCACCCACUAGUGUCCUCUCAUUGCUUGUUUUGAGGCACACAUGAUAAAAUUUGUAAUCUUAUAUUGGCAAGAGAGGAUAUGCAAUGUUGCUUUAGCCGUCAAAGGUUUGUGUUGAGUGAUCAUCACACUAAAUGUAACUCGUAGCAUUAGCAUAGCCAGGGUUCCCGCGGGGUCUUAAAAAGUCUUAAACGUAUUGAAUUUCUGAAUUUGGAAAUAAUACCUUAAAAAGUCUUGAAAAAGUAUUGAAUUUUCAUAUCUGGGUGUUAAAAUUUAUGAUGUAUGUAUUUAACUUAUCCGUAUUUCUCCUCGAAAGUGUCAUUUGUAAUUUUGAUUAAAUAACGUAGCCUAAAUAAAUAAACAAGGUGUAGGAGCCAAUCAUUGAGAACGCAACGCAGCCGCAGGUCAAAAACUUCGACUGCAAGCACUAAUGGAUUAUGUGACUUUGUGUAGUUCUUUUGAGCUGCUAACCCAAGUCAAAACAGCGUUGGCUCAAAUGACUACAAAUAUGGCUGCUUCUUCAAUUUGGUGUACUGUACAACCAGCUGAAAAAGAUCACUAUUAUUAUACAUAUCGAUGUCACUCCCGCUCCUGCACGCUCCCGUUGACUUUCAUUCACGUCUCCUACCCAUCACGGGAUUUCUCUACAAUACACACGCAGAUUUAUUUAUAUUUUUUUUUCUACAUUUCAUAUUAAAGUGAUGGGGAGAUGUAAAUUCAACAAAGCGUCGUUGACUAAACAAUCCUUUCGCUUUUGGCUCAAACCAGUGGAUAGCAGUGUGUUCGAAACUUUUUGCAUCGUAUGCAUUAAAAAAAAAAAAAAAAAAAUCUGCUGGGUACAAUGGGCAUGAAGGCGCUAAAGUCCAAUGCUAAAUCAUCCAAGCUCAUAUAGGCCUACUCUAUGAGAGGAAAGAAACAAACUCCCAGCGAUUUUCAAUCUGUCUGUUUAAGCCAGACAGCUGCUCACAAGCCUGAAGAGACAGAAGCUAAAGCCAGCCAGCAAGCUGCUAAUGUAAGACAAGCGACAGCACCUAACGCUAGCUGCUAGUGCUGCAGCUCCCCUAUUCAAUAUGCUGCAUUCUUACAUCCUUCAAACAUUUGAUAAAUAGAAAAAAAAUAUUUGAAUUUGAGUUAAUUUUUGUCAAAAUGGCUGUGAAAUAGGUAUUAAGUUAAAAAAAAAAAAAGAGUCUUAAUUAGGUCUUAGAAAGUCUUAAAUUUAACUUGAGGAAACCUGUAGGAACCCUGCAUAGAAUUCACAUUCGCGUUAGCAUUAAGCUAUUGCUAACGGCGAGCAUUCUCUUAAACUCUUGGACAACUUUUUUUACAUCCAGUUCGUGGCAUCUAGGUGGCUAUGAUCAGAGGUGGCCAGUAAUGCCUUGCACGUACUCCGUUACAUUUAGUUGAAUAAAUAAAUUUUUGAGAAAAAUAUACUUCUAAGAGUAGUUUUACUUAGCCGUACGUUUUACUUUUACUUGAGUAGAUUUGUGAAGAAAAAACGCCACUCUUGCUUCGCUACUUUGGGUUACAUAAGAGUCGUGACAUUAUUCCUCUUUAUUCUACAUAUUAGAAUUUACUUUUUUUUUUGCUAGCGAUGCUAUUGUCAAGAGUAGCGCUAGUAAUUUCACCAAUGAGAUGUCGCAACAAUAAUCACACGACUCCAUUACACCAAUCAGACGCAAACUUGCCGUUCUAUGAUCAUGCAAGCCUGUUCAAUGACGCGUCUUUAAAACACCGCAACAAAUGAAGUAUUUGACAUAGAGCGCCGACCUAAACAUGGAUUUAAAUCGAGAAUUUGAAACUCUCUCCCAGUUCUUAUUUGGCACCAAUUGACCGUGAAAAAACGGAGAUAUAAUCCCUCUAAUUUCAUAAUAGUAACUAUGUAAGAACUACAGUAUUCACUAUUCAAACUAGGAACUAUUUUCUCCACUAGAUGGCAGGGCACUCAUGCUUUUUAGACGAGUAAUGCUUCAUUACUGUUUUUUUCUCUCUUUAAUGUUUUUUUGUUUUUUGUUUUUUGUUUUUUGUUUGGGUUAAUGUGGUUAUGAAAUGGGUUAUUGUACAGUAUCAUUAUAACGACAGUUCACAUAGAUAAGUUUGUGCAGAGAGAAAAAAAAAAUGAAAAUGAAAAUAAGCAGUUGCUUAAAAUGUUACUCAUUACUUGAGUAUUCUUUUCACUGGAUACUUUUUUACUUGUACUUGAGUACAUUUUUGGAUGACUACUUUUUCUCUUACUUGAGUAUUAUUAUUUUGAAGUAAAACUACUCUUACUUGAGUCAAAUUUUUGGCUACUCUACCCACCUCUGCCUAUGAUUAAUUGAAAAUAAUGUACUGUUUUCCUGCUGAUUGUGUAUUAUCACGUGACAGAUUUGUAGAUGCAACAAUAUGUGUUCAUCUGUCAAUGUUCAUAUGAAAAAGUUGUAAACCUUCAUUUAUUUAUUUAGGGAGAAGAACAUCUGAAUUUUACAUACAAAAAUAUUCAGUAAACGUCGACUAAAACUAGACGAAGACAAACAUUUUGAAAUCACUUAAAUAUGACUAAUAAGUAUUAUUGUCCAAAAGACUAAAACGGAAAUUAAAAGGGCUGCCAAAAGCAACACUGGUUUUCACCAACGAUCAUAUUUUCCCUCUCCUAUAUUUUUUUUCAGGAGAAAAUAAGAACAAAAGACAGAGAAAGCAUUAAAAAAAAAAAAAAAAAUUAACCCCUUAUAGGGCACUCAUUGAACUCAUUGGCUGCCAUUGACAGCGCUAGACGUCCAAUCCAAUUUGACUGGGAGUGGGGAAAGAACAAAUUAGUUACUAGAUUUCGUUUUUGGCAGGGAAAAAAAAGCAACAAGAUUAAGAAAAAAAAACAAUAUAUAAUAUGAUCAUUUAUAUUUUUUAAUCAUCCCCAACAAAAUUGAUUUAUCAGCCAGGCCUAUUGUUAAGUAUAAUUUAA